Messenger RNA from Scutellospora calospora, 621 nucleotides. Lineage: Eukaryota; Fungi; Glomeromycota; Glomeromycetes; Diversisporales; Gigasporaceae. The record is from the annotation of a GenBank genome assembly.
AUGUCUAAUGAAAAUGAAAAUAUUUCGAAUGGUAUCAAAAUUUCCGAUAAGGUUUCUAAUCUUCAACAAAAUGCAAGGUUUCUUUUCACUAGUUUUGAUGCUGUCAAUUUAGGACAAGGUUUUCCUGAUGACCCACCAUCGGAUCAAAUUAAAGACAUUGUAACAAGAGCAAUUUUUGAGCCCGAUUGUAAUCAAUACGCUCCUCCUAAAGGUCGAUUGCAUACCCGCCAAGUAUUGGCAAAUAGUUUUAGUCCUUUGUUUAAUAGAACCUUGGACCCUGAAACGGAAAUUAUUGUAACUGCUGGUGCUAAUGAAGACCCCGGAGAUCAUGCUAUUUUGUUCGAGCCUUUCUAUGAUCAAUACGUCGCCAACAUUACGAUGAAUGGCGGAGUACCUGUAUAUGUCCCCUUUCGUCCGACUAGUGAUCCGACCAAGAACAUGUCUUCGCGUGAAUGGAAAAUUGACAUCAAUGAACUUCGUUCCAAAAUUACAUCAAAAACCAAACUUAUUGUCUUUAAUAGUCCACAUAAUCCUACGGGUAAAAUUUUCUCGAGGGAAGAAAUGAUGGAGAUUGGAAAAGUAGCACAGGAAUUUAAUUUACUUGUCAUUAGUGAUGAAGUG